CGGAUGGAUUAGGAAGAAGAUUACAUGGCAACAGCUAGAGCAGGAAGUUGAGAAGGCAGUUCACUCAGAAUUGCCUCAUCCACACUGAAACUUCGACCACUCUCAGCUUCCUUUCGCUCUAAAAAUGCUUCUUCAUACUCCAUCAUCGCCAUGUCUUUCAUUCAAGAUUAUCAAAGCACAAUCAAAACCAGAUAACGUUCUGCUACUCUCGGCUUUCAAGUCGUUGGUUCAUAACCAAAGAAUUGAUAGGUCCAUUUCCGUAUUACGUGGAAGCUCCAUUCCGAGUUCAGUUGCUAGAAAUGCUGCUUCUACUGAAGCUGGUGCUUCUGUAAUGUCCACUGAGACGGCUGAGGCUGAUGUACUAAGAGCGUUGUCGCAAAUUAUCGACCCAGAUUUUGGAACAGAUAUUGUCUCAUGUGGUUUCGUGAAAGAUCUUCAAAUUGAUGAGGCUUUAGGAGAGGUUUCUUUCCGGUUAGAGCUCACUACACCAGCAUGUCCAGUCAAGGACAUGUUUGAACAGAGAGCGAAUGAGGUAGUAGCAGCAAUUCCUUGGGUAAAAGAUGUGAAAGUGACAAUGUCAGCACAACCAGCAAAGCCUAUUUAUGCUGGGGAACUUCCACCUGGGUUGCGGAGAAUCUCAAACAUUGUGGCAGUUUCUAGUUGCAAGGGAGGUGUAGGGAAAUCAACUGUAGCUGUAAAUCUGGCGUAUACUUUGGCUGGUAUGGGUGCUAGAGUUGGUAUUUUUGAUGCUGAUGUUUAUGGACCAAGUUUGCCCACUAUGGUUUCCCCUGAAAACAGACUGCUAGAAAUGAACCCAGAGACGAGAACCAUUAUUCCAACUGAAUACUUGGGAGUCAAGUUGGUAUCCUUUGGAUUUGCAGGACAAGGUCGUGCCAUAAUGCGAGGUCCAAUGGUUUCUGGUGUCAUUAACCAGCUACUGACUACUAGUGAAUGGGGGGAGUUGGAUUAUCUAGUCAUUGACAUGCCCCCCGGAACUGGUGACAUUCAACUCACUCUUUGUCAGGUGGUCCCUUUAUCUGCUGCUGUUAUUGUAACCACGCCUCAAAAAUUAGCAUUCAUUGAUGUUGCAAAAGGAGUUCGCAUGUUUUCAAAACUGAAGGUGCCCUGUGUUGCCGUGGUUGAGAACAUGUGCCAUUUUGAUGCUGACGGAAAACGUUAUUACCCAUUUGGCAGAGGUUCAGGUUCUCAGGUGGUUCAGCAGUUUGGAAUUCCUCACUUGUUUGAUCUUCCCAUUAGACCUACUCUAUCAGCAUCAGGAGAUAGUGGCAUACCUGAAGCGGUGGCUGAUCCUCAAGGUGAAGUCGCCAAGACAUUUCAGGAUCUUGGGGUCUGUGUUGUGCAACAGUGUGCCAAGAUCCGGCAACAAGUAUCAACAGCCGUUACUUAUGAUAGAACAAUCAGAGCAAUCAGGGUGAAGGUACCUGAUUCUGAUGAAGAAUUCCUUUUGCAUCCUGCGACCGUGAGACGAAAUGACCGCUCUGCCCAGAGUGUGGACGAAUGGACAGGUGAGCAAAAACUGCAGUACGCUGAUAUUCCAGAAGACAUUCAACCUGAGGAAAUCAAGCCCAUGGGGAACUAUGCUGUGACAAUUACCUGGCCCGACGGAUUUAACCAGAUUGCUCCCUAUGAUCAACUGCAAAUGAUGGAGAGGUUAGUUGAUGUUCCUCAGCUAACUCCUGCCCAGGCAGUUUAGAGUUACAGCAAAUUUAAAACUUAGGCUAAGAGAAAUCAAGAUUGUUGAAUUAAAAGCAUCCCAGUUUGGAUGGAGUUAGAGAUAGAUAAAUCCUUUUUUUUUCAGUCCUUUUUCAUGUAAUAUUGUAAUGUAAUAGAUGCUUAAAAGCAGCUGAAAUGGUGAAAUAUGAAUCUCAAACAGUAAAUUAGAGAAAUUUAUCUGCUUCUUUUGUUGUUCU
Cucurbita moschata (crookneck pumpkin) is the source of this 1931-nucleotide messenger RNA. Its product is annotated as fe-S cluster assembly factor HCF101, chloroplastic-like. Lineage: Eukaryota; Viridiplantae; Streptophyta; Magnoliopsida; Cucurbitales; Cucurbitaceae. Gene Ontology annotation, cellular component: chloroplast stroma. The record is from RefSeq and is a predicted model, not a curated record. The transcript has 16 exons. Gene Ontology annotation, molecular function: ATP binding; 4 iron, 4 sulfur cluster binding; ATP-dependent FeS chaperone activity. Gene Ontology annotation, biological process: iron-sulfur cluster assembly. The coding region runs from base 125 to 1714 and encodes 529 amino acids.